Linnemannia hyalina is the source of this 1473-nucleotide messenger RNA. The record is from the annotation of a GenBank genome assembly. Lineage: Eukaryota; Fungi; Mortierellomycota; Mortierellomycetes; Mortierellales; Mortierellaceae.
AUGUCGUCUGAAAAGUCCACUUCUUCCUCGCCAUCAGCAGUCCCAGCUGCAGGAUGCCUCUCCAUCUUUCAAGGAAUCUUUGCUUCAAAGCCCACUACUUCAACUUCUGAAGAGUUCAACGAAAAGAACGCUCACUUGUACAGAGGCGAAAACAGCACGGUAUCGACUCUCCCUCCAGCAUAUCAAUCACUCUCUCAGGAAAUGAGCCAACUUCUUGUCAACGAGGCCAGCCGUGUGCCUUUGUCAGACCUCUGGGAGAAGGACGAAUUUGCCAAGGCUGUUCAUCUGGCCAUUGAGGGCGUCUCCUCCGAGCUCCGUGCGAUCAGUCUCAAGCUCCACGAGGACCCUGAGUUGAGCUAUGAGGAGCACAGGGCCCAUGCCCUGUUGACGGACUACCUGGAGAAGAAGGGCUUCGAGGUCGAGCGCAAAGCUUAUGGACUCGACACGGCCUUUGUUGCCCGCGCUGGCAACUCUGACAAGGUCACCAUCGGUAUCUGCUCCGAGUACGAUGCCCUCCCAAGCACGGACUCUCCCACUGGCGCCUUCCAAGCAUGUGGACAUAACUUGAUCGCCAUUAGCGGCGUUGCAACGGCAAUUGGACUUAAGACGGUCAUUGAGCAGUUUGGACUUGAGGGACAGGUCAAGCUGUUUGGAACUCCCGCUGAGGAGACCUCUGGCGGAAAGAUUGUGAUGCUGGACCGCGGCGCAUUCAAGGGCGUGGAUGUCUGCAUGAUGCUCCACGGCGCCAAUGCCGAUGUCAUCUACCCCGCCUUCUUGGCCCUGGACACCGUCGAGGUCGAGUUCUUUGGAAAGGCCUCGCACGCGUCGGCGUCUCCCUGGGAGGGUAUCAACGCGUUGGAUGCCGCAGUUCAAUCAUACACCAACAUUGCGAUGAUGCGUCAGCAGAUGCACCCUAGCCAGCGUGUCCACGGUAUCAUCAAGGACGGAGGCAAGGCUGCCAACAUUAUUCCUGAUUACACAAAGUCGGUUUACACUGUGCGUGCCCCCAAGUUUGUGGAGGUUGAGGUCCUCAAGAAGCGUGUCGAGAGGAUCUUUAACGCUGCUGCUACCUCUACCGGAUGCACCGUCAAAUUGACCUGGGGCGUUCCUUACAAGGACAUUAUCUCAAACGACCCAUUAACGCGCAAGUUUGAGCAUUACAUGAACAACCAGGGCGUCAAGUACGCUUCAAAGCAAGAACAACUGUCCAAGCUCUCUGGAUCGACCGACAUGGGCAACCUCACCUAUGCCCUCCCCGGUAUCCACCCAAUGUUCAACAUUCUGAACCUGAUUGGUGAGGACGACAAGACGAUGGGACUUCACACCAAUGCGUUCGCCAAUGCUGCUGCCCAACCCGUUGCACAUGUUGCGACCUUGAGAGCAUCCAAGAGCUUGGCCCUGACUGGUUUGGAGUGCAUUGUCGACUCUGUGUUCCUCAAGGCUGUCAAGCAGGACUUUGAUACGCAGGUCUAG